Molecule: messenger RNA, 7895 nt
Organism: Rhipicephalus sanguineus (brown dog tick)
Lineage: Eukaryota; Metazoa; Arthropoda; Arachnida; Ixodida; Ixodidae
Exons: 14
Coding region: 727-3090 (787 amino acids)
Biological process (GO): triglyceride biosynthetic process
Cellular component (GO): plasma membrane
Molecular function (GO): diacylglycerol O-acyltransferase activity; long-chain-alcohol O-fatty-acyltransferase activity
Source: RefSeq, a predicted model, not a curated record
CCAGCGGCGGCCGCGAUCCGCCGAACGGCGCCGUCUGCAGCGAGAGCAGCAGACGACGCUGGGAGCGCGUCGGCGAGAUUGUCGCCGUGUGCGUUGUGCUUCGCGCCGGCGCUGUGACCGGUUGGUUGGCCGUGGUCGUCGACGGAAUGGCGUAGCGCUUCGUGGGGAUGUGCGUGCUUGUGUGUGAGGUGUUCAUGUGCCACCGGUGAUUAGAAAAGAAGGCGAGCAAACGGGCCGAAGAAGCCUCGGGCGCCGAGCAGCUACCCCGGGGUUUGACCCGCGCCGCCUGGGUCUAGAGCUCGGGCGCUACCGGAGCGCUGGGCCCGAGGAGCCGUAGCCCGUCAAGGAGUUCCUGGCGCCUGUAUUUUUUCGAGACGUCUCCAAGCAUCGCGGCGCCUGGCAUACUCUCUCUAAGACAGAAUGAAAGGCUGCGGGGCACUGGCCAAGAGUCGACGCCAUCUUGAACGACGCACGUAGACAGGCUGCUGCACGGGAGGCACAAUGAUGACGUCCCCGUCCGGCCCCUGCGGACGCUUGGACGCGGAAUACCGGAGUACAGACACGUCUUGCGAACGCGUCAGCAGCGAGGGAAGUGGUGUCGACAGCAGCGAUUCCGGGACCGUUGUUGCUGUCCCGAGUCCUCUUCCUGGAGCGGUCACCUCCAUGACACUGUCAGGCGGCCGGUGACGCAGCCGGUGAUCUGCAUCACCCGCCGGCGAGCGACGCAUGGAGGACGGCCGGCCGCCGCCGUACUCCAGCCGCGGUUCCCUCGCCGAUCACCGACAGGUGAUCAUUGACUUGGAUCAGAGUGCAAUAAGCCCUGGUGUAGGGGCGAGGACGCACAAGUCAGUGCCGUCGCAACAGCCGCAGCAGCAGCAGCAGCAGUCAUCCCAGCAGCAGCAACAGCAGCAAACCGAGCCGCCGGUGGUGACUCCACGCUACAUGCGGAGCGCACCGAUCAAGCUCCUCACCCAUCCCGUAGAUAGGAACCUCACCUGGUACUUUGUGGCCUCCAUCGCAUUCGUGUCCGUCUGCGCCAUCAUUGGCCUUCCGCUGGUGCUGCUGCUGCUGUCGCUACUCCCGGUGGCCGUGGUGCUACGACACGCGGGGACCUCGUGCGCCUCAGCCAGGGAGGGGGUCCUGUGCGAGGACGACAAGCGGUUCGUGUCGCCCAUGGAUACCUACUGGCUGCAUGACACCGAGUUCAACUUCCACGUGGCCCACUGCGUGCUCUACCUGGAGCCGGGACUCACCGCCUCCCUGCUCAGCCAGCUCAUCGUCGAACGCAUCCUGGACAAGACCAACGACGAAGGGAAGCGCAUCUUUCGAAGGUUCACGCGCAAGGUGAUCCCCGUUGUGGGCGGAUUCACGUGGGUUGAGGACGACUCGUUCCGCAUCGAGAACCACGUCCUGGAGGACAACCGCGCCGUCAAGGACAGCGCCCAGCUGCGCCACUACUUGAUGGCUCUCAUGUCGCGCGGCAUGAACGUCAACCGGCCCUUGUGGGACGUCCACGUGUUGCCAAACUACGAUAGGGGCCGUGAGACCGUGCUCAUCGCCAGAGUGCACCAGGUGAUCAGCGACGGCGUGUCGUUGAUGAUGCUGUUCUGCAACCACCUCUGCGACCCGGGGCCGAGUCUGAAGCUGAAGCCUCGCUUCGGAGGUUCCAGCUUUCCCCUGAACGUGUGCCGUGCGCUGGUCGUGGGUCCCCUCACGUUCCUCAUCUCGUGGCUCUUGCUCACCAAGCGCGACUUCAACUACCUCAAGCGGGGCUCCAAGCCGCCAGGCCGCCAGAGGGUCAUCGCCUGGACGGCCGGAAACAUACGCCUGUCGCAGGUAUACCGCAUCAAGCAAAUCACGCGGAGCACCUUCAACGACGUCCUCAUGACGGCCAUGUCGGGAUCGCUUCGCAGCUUCUUCAAGAGGCGCGGCGUUGUCAACCCUCCCGACAUCAAGGUGUGUCUCGCUGUAGACCUGCGGUACGAGCCGGCGACCGGCGAGCCCGUCCCCGAGUUGGGCACCCAGCUGAGCAGUGCCCUAGUGCGUCUCCCCACAAACACCGAGGGUGCCAUACCGCGCCUUUGGGAAGUGCGGCAGGCCAUGGACGAGCUCAAGAACUCGCCGGACCCCGUGGUGCUGUACGGGGCAGCCAACAUCCUGUUCACCCUGCUGCCCUGCCGCCUGGCACACUGGUUCAUGGGCAUGUGGCACCGCAAACCGUCGGCGGUGUUCUGCAACGUGCCGGGCCCCGAAGAGCCUGUCGUGCUCGGCAUGACCCGCGUCAAGACUGCGGUCGCCUGGGCGGGUUGGACGCCCGAGGUUCCGCUGGCCGUCACCAUCACGUCCUACGCAGGCGCCUUCAACGUGGCCGUCUCGUCUCAGAUGGACAUUGUUCCAGAUCCCGACGAGAUCAUAAGGGAAUUCGCCAAUCAGUUGGACCACCUGUCUGACCUGCUGUCCAGACGGAGGAUCCCUGGGGAACACAGGCGUCGUUCCAGUUACACGGCUGAGCGUCGGAACCAAGAGAUCGCCAGGCCUCCCUUGCACGAGUUGCAACAGAAGCUUCAAAGUGUCCAGGACGAGCUGCAGCGGGUUCGGCACGCGUUGGAUGAACUACGCGUCCGAAGCCUCGGGACGCCCACAAGCGGCGACGGCGUCGCUCCUUUCGGGGACCUGCCCCUCGCGUCAGAACCGGAAGAAGGCCCUCUGGGAGCAGAGCGGCCGCGCUCACCAGCACCGCCGGUGACGACGCCGGAGGAAGAGGAGCGGGAACGGCUGGAAGCGCGGCUGGGCGAGCUCCAGGAGGAGUUCUCUGAACUUCUCAUAGGACUGCGUAGGCGCAAGUCGGUCGCCGACAACGUGCUUCUGGACACCGACGUCGAGGAAGACGAUGACUUGGAUGGUGAGCUACGCCGGCCUCAGAGACGCCGAGCACUGUCGGUCACGGUGCGGCGAGCAAGCCUUCAAGCAGUGGUGUCCACCACGCGGCCGCUCACCACCGGAUCAUCGCCCGUGUUCCGGUCGGCCGACCCGAGCCCUGGAGCACCAGAGACCAGGUCCUUUCUAGGGGUCACUAUCAGGGACGACUGACUAAGGCCACACCGCACGGGCCACCCAGCGGCUAACGGCCGCUUUCCGAGGGAGACGUGCGCGAACCUGGAGCAUGGAGUGCUGGGACACCUGUUUCUGCGGCAGAUACCGCCGUACCGCCUGGUGCCGGACGCAGCGUCGGCCAUCUCCAACUUCCUGUCCACACGACUCCGCCUCGGAUCGACGCCACGUCGCGUCGCCGUCGGUGACCCUUGCAGUGAGAGCAACAAGCAGCAGUCGGAGGAAGGCGUGCUUCUGCGCGCCGAACCUCGAUACGGAUACUUCUACUUCCCCGACGACGUUCUGUGCGUCGUGCCCGUGCACUACGUGUCCCCGCCCAGGGGAGGCUUCUUCCUGCCCAGGAGCAUACACACCAACAAAGGAAGCAACGCCAUCAUCGACUUAUCGCCCGCCAUGCCGUGGACGGUUCAUCGCUAGUCACUUUUCGUUUUCCUACUCCACCAUCUUCCUCGGUUGCGGACGGACUGUUAACCGCACUUUUCAAGGAAGCGACUGAAACGGAGACUCGGUUGAAGUCUUAAACUGUCGUGGUCACUUUCGACACCGUACGUUAUUGCAGUGUGGCAAAAUGAAACGGGCCGUACUUUCUAAGACCCCAUCCUUAAAUCCUGUCAUGCAUAAGUAUACCUUCACAUCGGUCAGGCUUCUUACAUUCGUCCCUGAUGAUGGUGAUCGUGUAGAAAACGAUACAAGCACAACGGCCAUAAUCAAUUGCAUAUGGAUCUUCCACAAAAUAAGUUUUGCGAGUGCGUGGCUUGAUGAUUUUGUGUAUUCAAUGCGUAGUCGAAGCGUCGUUGUAAUGCGACGCCGGAAAGUAGGUAGCCUCACUUGAUGAUGCUACGCUUCCGAUAGCGAAGUAAGGAGAUUGUUGACGCGAGGAAUCAGGUGGUGUCCCUGAAGGUUGCGCGAAGUGCUAUCUCCUCUUUUGUAAAUUGUAAUAUUAAGCAACAGUGUUCUCAACCGCGAGGUAACUUGUAAUCUCGUGGGGAAAACCACAUGUGUCGCCUAGGGAUGUCAUGACACAAAGCACCAUAUAUACAUCCUGCCGUGUAUACGUACGAAAGAAGUACUUAGGAUCACUGCACCAGCAAUCGCGCCCAAUGCAGCAGUUCCCGCUCCUUAUUAGCAGCGUUGUACCCAAUGCCAACGAUAGCGGAAACAAGACAUGUUGUAACGGCACCGUAGAAUAAAAAAGAAGCGUCAAAGUUGCUUGUACUGCGACCGUGAUAACAACCUUUAAUAUACCGGUGCGUUGGCAUUAAUAAGCUGUAACUGGUUUGUUCACAUCCUGCCCUGAACAAGUUUUGACGUCAUUGUUCGUUAGUAACCGCUAAAGCUGCCGGCUCGCUAAAGCUGUUAGUACUGCCCCUAUCCAUGGUAUGCGAACACCCGGAGGCUUGAAGAUGGUCAGGCCGAAGAAGUAGCUCCCACCCGUGCAAUUUUGACACGCGUCACCUUGCAGCUUAUGGGAACCGAGCACCUUCUCUUACACUUUUUUGCUACAUCUGUACUGGUGUACGAGCCAACUCAGAUUGCCGAGCCCUUGUUUGUCAUUGCCAGGCUUAAAGGGGCCCUGCGACACUUUUGCGACUGCCUUAUUUAGCACUGCAAAUGCGUGUAGUUAUGAAUCCCGAGAUGAACGCAAAAAGAAUUAUGCAAAUUGGUGCACGAAAAGUGAAGUUAUUAGUCCUCAAAGUUCAAAACUCAAGCAGACGACGACGAGAAACGUUUUUUUCGGAUUUCACUCUCCCGCUGACGUCAAAGACCGGUUCCAAUCACCGCGCGCGUCUUAUAAACCGGAAAUGUCACCUCAUGGUGGCCUUCACACAGUACAUUGCUACACCUCUUUUUGACGGCCUUGUUACCAUGCUUACGACAAACCACGUCCGUCAGCUAGCAGACGCUCCCAUGAUUUGUCGUGUAGUGCACAAAAUGAGUCUGGAAGACCUAACAGACCUCGAGCGCGAGCUCUUGCGACGCAGCGAUUGCUUGCAUGUCGUGCACGCCAUUGCAAAUUGAAAGUGCGUCGCUGAGCCCCGAGCAACGCGAGGAUGGCUCCAUGGGCCCAGACGAAACGCUAACGCCCGAUGACGCGGAAGGCGUCGGCCGGUAAGCGUUUAGAAUUUUUUUUUUUUUCGUUGAGAGCAUCGUGCCGAACUGAGCGUUGCGUGUUUCGCAGGUGCCGGUGUGGCCGGUGUCGCUCGAUGCCGCAAAAGACAAAACGCGGAAGAGUAUCGUUUGAUUACCAUUCCACAACGCACCUAGCCUCGUGUUCGUUGUUUUGAAAAUAUAUCAAUUAGAAAGAGGAAUCAUUUGUUUCUGAGAAAGCAUAAAAAGGGGUUUUGCUCUUCUUAGACCUCCGUAGUAUGGCCUAGCUACCACCAUAUGGAUAUUGCACGUCACGUGUCGCGUCAUGCCAAUCAAAAACGAACGGUCUUUGUCGUCACUGUCACAUGACAUCACAUCACUUCCUGUAACAGAAAUAGCCGAUGUGUGUCGCCAUAGUGCGAAAUCAAGGUAGUUUAUCCCGUGAAUUAAAAUUAUAACCGCUUCGAUUUCGCCGUUGCCACUUGCGCAACAAUAUCGGUGCAUUCCACAGUGCCAGAAGAACCGAUGAAAAAGACAUGCUCAAAUUGUGUCGCAGGGCCCCUUUAAAUGUUGCUUGCUUAUAUCUAUUUAUGGAACAGCGUUGAUUAUUGGUAUUCUGCAUGCCACGCACAUCUAGAUUUAGAUUUUGUGAGAAUAACGGUAUUAUGCAGAUAUACAAGCGCGUGAGAAAAUAAGUAAAGUCUAGUAACUUGUCAUGUGAAUGUGUGCUGCAAGCAAAGCUUUCCAAUGAAAGAGCAAUAGACAAGUUUCUUGAAAAUACUGCGGGAUAGCGCAGCUAGAAACUCUUUCGCAGGCUUCCACUGGGCACCUCAAAGUGAAAACACCUUUUCAGACACAUGUACGUUCAUCUGAGGUCUUCUUUAGUACGCUAUUCUGGAAGGGGCCCUGAAAUACAGUUUUCAUCCGAUUAAUUUUACGUCUUCCCUGGCGUACGUUGUAGCAAUGAUUCGCGAAGCAGCCUUGAAUAGCCUGGAUGUUAAAGUUCAUUACUGUUUGUCAACAUAAGCACUGCACGAAACACCUAACGAUUAAAAUAGGCAAUAACCACCAUAAUCAAACGUCGAUCUGAAUUGAGCAUCUUUCAGUUGCUCAAUCAGUAUAUCACCAAGUUGGGCUUGCUGUUGGAUGUUUGUGUUACCAUGUUCUUAACUGUGCCAGAGACGCGGACAAGAGAAAUCGAGAAGACAACGCGUGCGCAGACUCAAAGCUGAAUUUUACGGAGUGAAAGAUGGCGUAAAUACAGUGAACAUAAGACAACAUGCUCUCAUUGGUCAGGCAACGUCACGUGAACGCUCGAAUAGUUCACGUGUAUUGCGGUCCUUAUGACGGCGUAAAACCCUAGAACGUCAUCUUUGUCUCAUUUGCACAAAGUUUAAGAUUGAGCUAGUUGGUCUCUGUCUCCUUUGCACACUUGAGUGUGCAAAGGAAACAAAGAGGACGUGCAUCCCGCUUCUAGAACGAACCAGAGUUAUAUAUCGUCAUAAGAGCCCCGAUAAACGGGAGCCCUUCGAGGAUUAUGCGAUAAAGAAAACACGGGGAUGUGUCAGCGAUCUGUGGGUUGUACUUGCGGAUUGUGAGGUACAAUAUCUAGACGCCGUACUGUGAUGGAAGUGUUCACAUGGCCUUGUUUCACCAAUGAGCUCAUGCUGUCUUUUAUGUUCACUGCAUAUAUUCCAUCUUUCACGCAAUAAAAAUUAGUUGUGAGCCUGCGCACGUGUUGCCUUCUUCUCUUCCGUUAUCCGUGCUUCUAGCGCAGUUGCUCAGUCAGCAUAGUCCCGUACUUCGCCGACCACGUGUUGAAAAGCGCGAAGGUGUCUGCAAACCUUAACUGAAUUGGCUUCAGGGCUCCUUCUAAGCACAUUUAGUCUGAAAAUGAGCAAUCUCCCUGCCACGACGAUCCACCCGGACAACGCCAUGACCGAUCGCCAACGACACCAUGUCAUCGUUCCCCACGUUGUCCAGUGACGUUUGUACAACGCUGACGCAAUGAACGCAUUUCGUGCCCAUGCUGUGUCAACAACUGUUCGUCUGUCAGUCUAAUCGGCGCAAGUCCAUCCCCGCGGUUACGACGACGAUGGCUUUGAGUGAAUCAGUGGACGCUGGAAUAUUGCCGGACAUUAUCCCUAAGAACGUGUCCGCCAAUCGAACAAAGGCAACCAUAGACAACCCGACAGGCAUCGUUACCCGUCAUUCCUUCAUCGACCGUAGUUGCUAGUAGUUCAAGAGUUACGUGUUGUUCCGACCGUUGUAGAGGCGGUGAAGGUGUGGUGAAUGUGUUGGCCGUGUACUGGUGAAACCGUGCACAUUGUUCAGCGAUGGAGUGGCAGCUCAUCUCAACGUAGUGCAGUUUUCACUGUGUUUCCUAAAGCGUUCAGUGGUGACCUUUAUGUUGACUGUCUGACGUGCGAACGAAGAAAAACAAAAAAAAAAAAGAGAUGACCGUCUUGCAAAUCUUCCUGGUGUCUCUGAUCAUUCAUUUUGUCUUGAUUUUGGAUCUGUCUCGUCUUCUUCGUCACCGGAGAGCUGUCAUGCCUUCUUUUUAAUACCAAUAGCAUUGAUUAAAGAACAUAAGCUGUUGCCCUGCUUUUUAAGGUGUUUGGGUACAUUUAGACACCACAUUCACAGCGUAAACGUUCUAUUCCUUGAUGUUAGUUUGAAAAUAGCCGCCAUGUACA